Molecule: messenger RNA, 498 nt
Organism: Trichobilharzia szidati
Lineage: Eukaryota; Metazoa; Platyhelminthes; Trematoda; Strigeidida; Schistosomatidae
Source: the annotation of a GenBank genome assembly
AUGGAACAGCAACCAGGAAUGUGGAGACCUUGCCAAACAUUCUACCACACACAUCAUCCAUCUACAAAGCCAAAACACACCACAUCACAUCGAUCACAACCACACAACACUCAUAGCACAAAAACAAAACUUCGUCAACAACAACAACAAUAUAAAUUUAAAAAAACAACACAUCAACUCUCAUACCAUCAAACACCUAUAAUUAUCUAUCAAUCAAAAUACACACCACAGAUAAUCACAACACAUUCACAACAAACACAAUAUUAUCGACACCUCGAUUACAGUCGUCAACGCACUACGCAACUCAUUAUUCCAACGUCCAUCCACUUCACAGUCAAUCAACACUUUCCCACAACAAACAUCCACUUCAAAAUAACAACAAAGCAAAUCACCAUCAUCUAUCUAUCCAAUAACACGAUACCUCAAAAUCAUUCAUCAACACAACGAUUCAACAAGAAAAAUACAACUACAACACCAUCAAUACACACAACAAAUUAA